CCAUAACGUUACGCCGGCGUUCUUUAAAUAGCGGUGCCCCAGGAGGGGCGUGGCCUGUGUGCAGCCACCUGAUGCAUGCACGCAGCCUGUGGCGUUUUUCAGCUCCACGGAACGCCACGAAAGUGAUCGGCAAGAAGCAACAUUAAGGCGGCUGUGUUCACUCCACAUCAGCACGCAUGUUGCUGGCCGCGCACACUGGCGCCAGCUGAAAAGUGUUGCCGCCUCUGGUUGCGUGGAAACUAACACCAAAAAAAAAAUGGCUAUGCCUUGAACUGCUGUGGAAGCAUCUCCAGCAGCGCGUCUGCACAAGUUUCACCAGAAACAUGACGAUUUAAAGCCGGGCUGCAGGAGAGAGAGAGAGCGCUGCAAACGCUCAUCAGUUAGCGGGGAGAUUGAUGCAUUCUCAGAGCAUGCCCGCAUCCGUCGCAACAUGUCCAUCCUGGUUGACUAUGUGGUGAUGUGUUUGCUGCUGCACAGCCUGGUGCUAAUGACCUUCUGCUUCCACCACGCCGCCACCAGUUGCUCCAAGCGCUGCUACUGCUCGGAAAGCGAAGGCGGCGGCAAGACGGUACGCUGCAGCAAUCAGCAGCUCACCGAGAUCCCUCAGGACAUCCCCAACGACACACGCCGGGUCUACCUGGACUUUAACCUCCUCACCUCAGUCCCGGCGAACGCUUUUAAUGGCCUGCCCCAAUUGGUGGAGCUGGACCUGUCGCACAAUGACAUAAGCCAGCUGGAGUCGGGAGCGUUCAGAGGUCUGGGGUCCUCAUUGCAGUUCCUUGACCUUUCUGCCAACAAGUUAGUCCAUUUUAAUCCGGAUGCCUUCGAGGGCUUGCGGGCUCGUGCAAAUCUGACAAACAAUCCCUGGCAUUGCGACUGCAACCUGCAGAUGGCCAUGCUCCACGUGGACCUGGAGACCGUGUCACUGACUGGCAUCGUGUGCCUGACUUCAGACCCGGAAGAGAUGAGCGUACAGGGCCUGGCAUUCCUUCUGGAGCCGGACGUUGACCUAUGUGUGGUGAUGAAGAGGACUACAGACGUGGCCAUGCUGGUGGUCAUGUUUGGAUGGUUCACAAUGGUCAUCUCUUACCUGGUCUACUACGUCAGGGCCAACCAAGAGGACGCCCGCAGACACCUGGAGUAUCUAAAGUCUUUGCCCAGUAGGCAAGCAAAAUCGGAGGAGUCGUCCACCAUAAGUACUGUUGUGUAAACUCUUUUAUAUGACAACAAAAACUUGGGUGGACUAAAUACUAGGAAAACUGUCUCUCUUCUGACUGAUGUGCUUCUUGUCUAUUCCACGUUCAUCUCCAACAGCAACAUUUGAAAUAAUUUGCGAGUCAUUAGAAAACUUCACAACUCAGCAUGACUGGCUGAUUCUACUUCCUGUACAUAUGCAUGCUGGCACAGCCACUAGUUGCUAGGCAGAGUUCAUUGGGCUCAUUCAUAACUGCCCCACCAGCCAAUGAAAAGAUAGCACAUGUCAAGUUACGCCCACAAGGCUGACGGUACCCUGCAGGAACAGGACUCAAAUUAGUCUUGAAACUAUACAAAAUAUAGCAGAGUCACUUGUUGCUAGGCAGAAUUCAUAAGACUCAAUCAUAACUGCCCCACCAGCCAAUGAAAACAAUGUCAACUGUCAAGUUGGUACCCUGCAGGAACAGGACUGAAAUUAGUCUUAAAACUAUACAAAAUAUUGCAGAGUCACUUGUUGCUAGGCAGAGUUUAUUAGGCUUAAUCAUAACUGCCCCACCAGCCAAUGAAAAGAUAGCAAAUGUCAAGUCACGCCCAAAAGGCUGACGGUACCCUGCAGGAACAGGACUCAAAUUAGUCCUAAAAGUAUACGAAAUAUAGCAGAGUCACUUGUUGCUAGGCAGAAUUCAUAAGGAUUAAUCAUAACUGCCCCACCAGCCAAUGAAAACAAUGUCACCUGUCAAGUUGGUACCCUGCAGGAACAGGACUCAAAUUAGUCCUCAAACUAUGCAAAAUAUUGCAGAGUCACUUGUUGCUAGGCAGAGUUCAUCAAGCUUAAUCAUAACUGUCCCACCAGCCAAUGAAAAGAUAGCAAAUGUCAAGUUCCGCCCACAAGGCUGACGGCACCCUGCAGGAACGGGACUCAAAUUAGUCUUAACACUAUACAAAAUAUAGCAGAGUCACUUGUUGCUAGGCAGAAUUCAUAAGGCUCAAUCAUAACUGCCCCACCAACCAAUGCAAACAAUGUCAACUGUCAAGUUGGUACCCUGCAGGAACAGGACUCAAAUUAGUCUUAAAGCUAUACGCAAUAUUACAAAGUCACUUGUUGCUAGGCAGAGUUCAUGAGGCUUAAUCAUAAUUGCCCCACCAACCAAAUGAAAAAAACAUGUCCAGACCAUAUGGAAACAGAACUCCAGACAGUAGACACUAAGUACAGUGGAACCUCGAUUUACGAACCUCUCAUUGCAUAAACUUUUCGAUUUACAAACCUCAGAUCGAAUAAAAAUAUGCUUUGGUAGACAGAACAAACAUUUCAUCCAUCCGUUUUGUGCCCGGCAGCACAGCCAUUGUGGGCGGGCCGAUCGAUCUCUGGUGCUCAUUCAGUCAGCACAGCAGUGCUGUCGUUAAAGGGGAACUGCACUUUUUUUUGGAAUUUUGCCUAUCGUCCACAAUCAUUAUUAGAGAAAAGAAGACACGGGGUUAUGGGGGGCACAUCUGCGGUCCCCUCCAAGGUUUUUCAUUAUCAUCCCAUUGGGUUGAGUUUUUUCUUGCCCUGAUCUGGGAUCUGAGCCGAGGAUGUCGUUGUGGCUUGUGCAGCCCUUUGAGACAUUCGUGGGCUAUAUAAGUAAACAUUGAUUGAUUGAUUGAUUGAUUUAUAUGUUAG
Molecule: messenger RNA, 2854 nt
Organism: Entelurus aequoreus (snake pipefish)
Lineage: Eukaryota; Metazoa; Chordata; Actinopteri; Syngnathiformes; Syngnathidae
Gene: lrrc3ca
Product: leucine rich repeat containing 3Ca
Exons: 2
Coding region: 431-1210 (259 amino acids)
Cellular component (GO): plasma membrane
Molecular function (GO): protein binding
Source: RefSeq, a predicted model, not a curated record